AUGAAGGCGGACACCCCGCUACAGCUGACGUUGGUGGCCUCUCUUCGUACAUACCAUGAGCGGACGCGCAUUCACCCUCUAGGAAGCAGAGGCAGCCGCUUCUGGAGCUUGCAGGGAUAUUUACUGAAAGCCGAGUUUGAACUGAAAGCUGAGGACGCGUGGAGGGGGCUGCGUUGGAUGGGCCUACUAGUCUGGUGCAGCGCUGCAGACGGAGCACAUGCUGCAGCAGCCCGCAGGGGCAAGGAGUUCACAACAAGACUUGGAGUAACGGUAAUGGGGGCUAGAAGCGCAUCAAUUUCUAUGCCUAAUGAGGAGUGGCAUUCGCGUAGGCCAUGCUGGCCACCACGGCUAUUUAAGCGCGAGUUUCUGGCCUUGCGCGGACGGGGAGCUGCAGAUACAGCUGCAGUCUGGCGCUGCGCAGACGCGUUAUAUAUGCAUAUACACGCUGCCGACCACGCUUCAACGCCUUCGAUCGCAGCUCCUUCGCACGCGCAGGCAGCACCGUUCCUUUUUCGUAUGCGCCGCAGAAGCCUCCGUUCCGCCGCUCAGUGUCUCGCUCGACAGCCGCCUUCUCCAGCAACGGGAGAGAGCACUGCCGUAGCAGCUAGCGCGGCUAGGAGUGGUGAAUCGCAGCGAUCUCACCACCCCUCAACUCCAAAUGUAGAUGCCGAGGCCGUCCACAGGUCCCCCUCGGGAGUGGAGGAAACGCGAGAGCCUUUUCUGCACGCAGACAAUGCAAGAAUCAUGCCACAGGCGCUAGACCCAUCCGCAUUUGCAGACAAUGUCGAGAUGGAAGUCGUUGAGAGACUCAGCAAGAGUCAGGUGAGCAUGAAGGAACUAGUUGAGUCAGCUAGAAAGGCAGAUCCCGAGGCCUUUCAGAAAAUGGUGACUGCGACGGAGAAGGAAUAUCCCACUUCUGGAAAAAACCGAUUUGCGUCUACAGAUAUACAGGCGUUGGCUGAGGAGCUAGGGUGCACUGAUUUGAGCAGGGGCUUGACUGCCGCGCAAGUUUUGGAAAACAGGGAGAAGUUCGGUUCCAACAUGUUGGACAAAGGCGGUCGCGAUCCGAUAUGGAAGAUAUUUAUUUCUCAGUUUCGCAGUCCUGUAGUGUCGCUUCUCUUGAUUGCGGCUGUAGCCUCCCUCGUGAUGCAGGAGUGGGUAGAGGGGGCUGCUAUCCUGAUCAUCGUCACGCUCAAUGCCUGCCUCGCGACGUACAUGGAAAACAGCGCGAGCACCGCCUUGGCAAAGCUGGCGAGUAUGGCAGCGCCGUUAUGUUGCGUUUUGAGAGAUGGCGAAGAGAAGCAGCUGCCAGCCGAGGAAGUAGUUCCAGGAGAUGUAGUGCUCCUCCGGACCGGCAACAAUGUAGCGGCAGAUAUGCGGUGUAUUGAAGUCACUGAGCUCAAGACAAAUGAAGCUCUCCUAACAGGCGAGUCUGAGGACGUCACGAAGACAGUGGCUGCGGCGGAUGGCGAUGCCCCCUUUGCGACAAACUUAUGUUUUGCGAGUACUAUCGUUACCAACGGCAGCGGCAGGUGCCUCGUAUUUGCGACAGGGAUGGAAACACAGGUUGGUCGUAUUGCAACUCAACUGAAGAAGGCAGGAGCCGCUUCGCGCCUCACACCUCUGCAGAGGGGCUUGAACCGUCUCGGCGGACUGAUCGGCAUAAUUGCGAUUUGUGUGCUCGUCGUUAUUGUGGUGGUGGCUGUGCUUACGGGGUAUCGUGACCCUGCACACCCAGACUCAGAUCCUAUCUUCACGAUUGUUCUCGUUGCUGUGGGCUUUGCGGUUUCCUCGAUCCCCGAAGGAUUGCCGAUGGUUGUCACUAUCUGCCUUUCGCUAGGUGCUCGCGAUAUGGUCAAGCGCAAAGCAAAUGUUCGGAAGCUGCCAGCUGUCGAGACACUGGGAUGCUGCUCUGUGAUUUGUUCGGACAAGACAGGCACUCUGACGGAGGGAAAGAUGACGGCCACGCAUGUUGUGACUUUCUGCCGCGGUAGCAUUUUGACAGACGCAGAUAAGCGGACGGCUAAGACGCUCGCAGUUUACCCCACCAAAGGUUAUGAUCCCCAUGGAGGCAUCUUCGAUGAGGCACUUCUGACGCAAGAAAAGAAGAAUACCUUGACGGCGUUGCACGGGCAGGGAGCCUUCGAAUCCUUCGGAAAGGUUCUGACAAACUACGCUUCAGCAGCAACGGCUGCAGAAACUUCCUCGCUAGGUGCACCAACGGCAGAGGCAGCAGCAGCCGUGCGGGCGAGGGCUCUCUUAUUAGCGGCCUUCCUCAACUCGCACUGCACGAAGCUCGAGCAGGAUGUGAAAUCCAAGCAAUGGACUACAAGCGGAAACAUGAGCGAAGGUGCUUUGGUCGUGCUGGCAGCAAAGGCGGGGAUAAACGCGGACUGUCACGCUACACAUGCUCGAGAGGCUUCUUUGGAAGUGCCCUUCAACUCGGGACGAAAGAUGGCGAUGUCUGUGCACGCAUUACCAAUAAAAGAUUGCUUUGCAGGCAUCGAUCUUCAUAGUCGCGGGGUGGAGUAUACCCACGUCGCCAUAGUCAAGGGAGCACCUGACAGAUUAGCCCCACACUUGGGAGUCAGCUUGGUGGAGUCGGGGGGACGCUGCGGCUUGGCCGCUGACAGUCCCCUCUCUGCAGCUGAGUUGGAAGAGAUUGGAGCUGCCAAUGCAGCCCUCUCCUCCGCAGCAUUGCGCGUUCUCACCGUUGCAUUCCGCCCACUUACUGCCGAGAUGAUUGAGAAGCUGAGGGCCUGUGCAGGUGCUGACGAACGUCUCAAGACUGUUGUCGAGGAGCCAGCCAAGAGCCUGUCAGUUUUAGGUUUGAUAGGCUCCUUAGAUCCCCCGCGCGCAGGAGUACGCGAUGCUGUUGCCGAAUGCCACGAGGCUGGCGUACGUGUUGUGAUGAUUACCGGUGAUCAGCUGCCUACUGCUUGCGCUAUUGCACGCGAAAUAGGCAUCUUGAGCGACAAAGAUGAUGUUGCCCAGCGCAGCGUCAUGUGCGCGGUGCUGCAUGAGAAUGACGACCCCACGCUCCCUUACAAACCCAUCGAAGUGCUCGAUCCUCUAGUUGACGGGGUCCGCGUGUUUGCGCGUGCUCAGCCGGAAGACAAGUUCUGGUUGGUAUCUUCUCUUCAGCGCCUUGGUCAUACUGUGGCUAUGACGGGAGAUGGCGUGAACGAUGCUCCUGCACUGAAAGCAGCAGACAUUGGCGUAGCUAUGGGGAUUGCGGGAACAGACGUGGCCAAGGGGGCAGCAGAAAUGAUUCUGCUCGAUGACAACUUCUGCACCAUUGUUGCAGCUGUUGAGGAGGGCCGCAAGAUUUAUGGCAACAUCCAAAAGUUUGUUUGCUUCCUCCUCGGCACAAACAUCGGCGAAAUCAUCUACCUGACUAUUGCCAUUGCGGCUUCCAUGCCGCUGCCUCUUGAGGCCCUUCAGGUUCUGUUUCUCAAUCUGAUGAGCGACGGCUGCCCAGCUGUAGCGCUUGCUAAGGAGCCACCGGAUGGCAACAACAUGAGUGUUCCUCCCCGCAACAGAAAACAACCCAUCAUGACUCGAGAUUGGUGGCUAUUUGGCAAUGUUCCCCACACCAUCUUCGAAGCCGCUUGCGUCCUCUUCUCCCUCGCCAUGGGACUGUAUCUCUGCACGGGCAGUGUGCUCCUCAAGGAUCUCACCAAUCAGUGCGAACGUGUAACAGUCAUUGACAGCAAUGGAGCAGAGAGCACAUUGCGAUACUUCUGUGCGGCCCAUGAGUAUCGCGUCACACGAGACUAUACCGGCUGGGUAACAAAUAUUGAUUUCUUUGAUCCGAUAGGAAAGAAGACGAUGCAGGUGCUAGGGGCCGCAAAGGGGAAGGUGGUAGAUAUCCGUGCCAGUUCACCGGAGCUAUUGGACUGGAUACAACUUGCGAUGAAAAACGGCUGUCCUGACAAUUUGAUUCGUGAUCAACGAGGCUGGUGCAGACCUCCCGAUAGGACGCUGUGGAACGGAAACAAUGAUGCAGUCCCCCUUGGCCUUAUUGGACAUAAUUAUUACGAUGUUGGUUCAAGGGGAGCACGCAUGGGAAGGACUUGCUCUUUCAUUUCCGCCGUCUGGUGCGAGAUGCUUCGCGCCUACACGGUGCGCACGUGGGAGUGGUUUUUCACGGUAUUCAAUAGAAAUCCGUGGAUGCAUUUGGCUUGCUCUAUGUCGGCUUCUCUCACCUCGUUGCUGACGAUUGUUCCUGGGAUAACCGCAGUUUUCAGCACGGCGCCUCUGCCAUGGUGGCUAUACCUCUUCGCGAUCGGCUGCGGCUUUUUGAAUCUUCUGCUGGACGAAAUCAUUCCUAAACCUCUCUACCGAUUAUACAGAGACAGAAAAUUGUCGUGGAUUUGUGAGGAUGGGUAUGGUAGAUAG
Molecule: messenger RNA, 4401 nt
Organism: Cyclospora cayetanensis
Lineage: Eukaryota; Apicomplexa; Conoidasida; Eucoccidiorida; Eimeriidae
Product: calcium-transporting ATPase
Exons: 26
Coding region: 1-4401 (1466 amino acids)
Cellular component (GO): membrane
Molecular function (GO): transporter activity; ATP binding; ATP hydrolysis activity
Source: RefSeq, a predicted model, not a curated record